AUGGCGAUGCCGAGGGCGCCGGGCGCGGGAUCGCUCCGCUUCCUGGGCCUCCUGAAGCAGCCGGAGUCAGCAGGGCCCGACGCUGCGCCGUUCGAGCUCGACGAGCGCGACGUGGUGUGGCCGGCGGGCGGGGGUCAGCAGGACGGUUGGGCCGCCCCGCCGGCGCCGGGGCCGGCGCCGAGCGCGGCGAGGCGGCGUGCGCACGCCGUGCCGCACAGCUUCGGUCUGUCGUCCCUGCUGGCCGAAGGCGGUGGCGGCGGCGGCGGGGUGCCCGUGCCCGUGCCCGCGAGGGCGGUGGCGCCGAGCGCCGCACCGAGGCAGUCGGCGCCGUGGCCGGGGAAGGCGGCGGGCGGGCGACGCGCGGGGGAGGACGGCCGCGGCGUCGGCGGCGCAGGCGGCAGGAGGGCCGACGAGGACGAGGAGGACGGGGACGAGUUGGUGCCGCCGCACGUGGUCGCGGCGCGGCGCCACGCGCGGUCGUCGUCCGUGCUGGAGGGCGCCGGGCGCACGCUCAAGGGCCGCGACCUCCGCCGCGUCCGCAACGCCGUGCUCCGGCAGACCGGGUUCCUGGACCUCUGA
Messenger RNA from Miscanthus lutarioriparius, 579 nucleotides. Lineage: Eukaryota; Viridiplantae; Streptophyta; Magnoliopsida; Poales; Poaceae. The record is from the annotation of a GenBank genome assembly.